AUGUCAAAAACUGACAAUGGGAACCGCAGUAUUGCUGCCUCUUUCAUUAUUGUUGGGUUUGAAACCCUGCGAGAGGUGGAGCUGUUUCUCUUCUCCCUCUUCUCCAGCAUGUAUGUCCUCACAAUCGGAGCCCAUUUUCUGGUCGUCACACUAGUGGCAGUGGACCGCCAUCUCCACAAACCCAUGUACAUACUUCUGGCCAGCUUCUCCUUACUGGAGGUCUUGUACACUACUGUGACUGUUCCCAACAUGCUCAACGCAUUGUUGACCCGACACAAAGAGAUUUCUUCUUCAUCGUGCUUGGCGCAGUUUUAUUUCCUUUUCGGCUUUGGGGCUGCAGAAAACUGUCUUCUUGCCGUGAUGGCUUAUGACCGCUACGUGGCCAUCUGUAGACCAUUGCAUUAUCCAACUCUGAUGACUAGUAUGACUAGCUUGAAACUAGCACUUGGCGCUUGUGUAGGUGGUCUACUGGCUGCCUUUCCACCUGCCGUCUGGAUCUCUACCUUGAGGUUUUGCUUUCCCAAUUUUAUAGAUCACUUCUUUUGCGAUUAUGCCCCUCUGCUGAAGCUUUCCUGUGAGGACACUUCAGAUGGUGAGUUUGCCUUCAUGGUCAUGUCAUGGAGUGUUAUCUUGGGCUGUUUCUUUCUCAUCAUGAUAUCCUACACCUGCAUCGUUCUUGCUGUCCUAAAGAUCCCAUCGACUGAAGGGCAGAAGAAGGCUUUUAGUACAUGUGCAUCCCACCUAGCCGUGGUGUCCAUCUUCUAUGGGACUGUGAUCUUCAUGUACAUUCGACCCACUUCCCACAUCCGCUUUGAAAGGGACAAAGUCAUUUCUGUCUUCUACUGUGUAGUUACCCCUCUCAUGAACCCCAUCAUAUACUGUCUUCGGAACCAGGAGGUGAAGGUAGCUGUCAUGAAAACUUUGAAGAUGUUGGAAAAAUAUGAGAACCAGUCGAUGUUGAGGGUUCGGAUGGUAGAAUGCAUCAGCAUCAAAGACUGA
Nanorana parkeri is the source of this 999-nucleotide messenger RNA. RefSeq names its product olfactory receptor 10C1-like. Gene Ontology annotation, molecular function: G protein-coupled receptor activity; olfactory receptor activity. Gene Ontology annotation, cellular component: membrane. NCBI's taxonomy places the organism in Eukaryota, Metazoa, Chordata, Amphibia, Anura, Dicroglossidae. The coding region runs from base 1 to 999 and encodes 332 amino acids. The transcript has a single exon. The record is from RefSeq and is a predicted model, not a curated record. Gene Ontology annotation, biological process: G protein-coupled receptor signaling pathway.